UGUUGGGCUGCUUUAGAUGUCUUUGUUGAUCACACACGGGUAUAAAAGAACUGAGAAGGUCAGAAAGUAGAAGUGUGUCUGUUUCCCAAAGCCUGGGAGCAGGUUAGGAAACACAGAGUUCACAUCGAGAAAUUAUUCAAACUGAAAACGCUUUUAUUCUGAAACACGGCUUUUCCCCAGAAGACUUCGGCUCUACUCGGCUCGGCUCGGCUGUUAUUGGCCCCGCCCUCCCCCCUCACCCAAAGCAGAACCAGAUCCCGGUUUAGCUGCUGCUCGUCGGUGAACUGUGGUCCGAGGCUGUCCGCAUCUCGGCUUCAUUUCCUGGCUGUGAGGCACGGUGAGGAGAGACCUGAUCCCCGCAGCCGGGCUGUGGUGCACUGCCGGCGGCGGAGCACCGAGACAUGUACCCGGUGCAGAUGCAGCAGCAGGAGAGUCGGCCUCUGCUCAGUCCCUCCAUCGAUGACUUCCUCUCGGAGAUCCGGAGCGACGCCCCCCCCCGUGGCCCCCCCAUCUCCAACACAGCGGUCCUGUCCACAGCUCUGGACCUGGUGGACCUCAGUGAGCCGGGGGCUAGCGGGGGGGUCCGCACCCCGGGGAGAAGUCCUCUGAGGAGGAAAGCCAGCUCCAGGAGCCCCCGGCGCUGCGCAGACCCUGAGGAGACGGAGCUAAUCCAGGUGGAGGUGCAGCGCACGAGCCCCAGAACCCCGGAGAGGAUCGCCCUGGAGCAAGUGUCUCCUCCUGUGGAAGGCUGGGACGAGGUGAACCUAGACGGAGACGAUGGAGGAGGCAAAAGAUGCACCUCUGUCCACUCCUCCAGAGAGCUGCUGUGGUCUGCAGAGUUUGAAACCGACCCGCUGACAAAAAACUGCUUUGACGUUCAGAGACUCGACCUCGGCUCCACACAGAACUGCACAGCAUCCAGGCAGCGCAGAGGGACUCUGUCCCUGAUGAACAGAAACGAGUCUCUGGAGGAUGAGUUUGUCAGAGCGAAGGCUGCUGUGGAGUCGGACACGGAGUUCUGGGAUAGGAUGCAGGCGGAGUGGGAGGAGCUCGCUCGCAGGAACUGGCUGGAGGAGUCUGAGGGCCAGGGGCCACCCCCCCCCACAGAUCCCCCCGUGCAGAGGGUUUACUUCUUCCACACCAACAACCCAUACAGAGGCACCCCCAGCGCCUUCACCGAGGGCCAGGAGAAAGCUCGGGGGGGCGACCUGAACGCAGCCGUGCUGCUGCUGGAGGCCGCCAUCCUGCAGGACCCACAGGACUCGGAGGCCUGGCAGGUUCUGGGAAUGACUCAGGCUGAGAACGAGAACGAGCAGGCCGCCAUCGCGUCUCUGCAGAGGUGUCUGGAGCUGCGUCCUAACAACCUGCCGGCGCUCAUGUCUCUGGCGGUGAGCUUCACUAACAGCGGUGUGCAGGGGGGGGCCUGCGACGCUCUGCACCGCUGGAUCACUCACCACCCCCGAUACAAGCAGCUGCUGCAGCAGGGGGGCACGCCUCGCAGGGGCCCCCCUGCCGCCAGUCUGCAGGAGGUGCUGCUCCUCUUCCAGGAUGCGGCUCUGAUGAACCCUGACUCUGUGGACCCCGACCUGCAGACCGGCCUGGGAGUACUCUACAACUUGAGCUCCGACUUCAAGAGAGCGGAGCAGGCUUUCAGUGCAGCGCUGAGCUCCAGACCUCAGGACUACCUGCUUUGGAACCGUCUGGGGGCCACGUUAGCGAACGGAGACCGCAGCGAGGAGGCGGUGGAGGCCUACAGUCGGGCCCUGGAGCUGCAGCCCGGCUUCAUCCGGUCCAGAUACAACCUGGGGAUUAGCUGCAUCAACCUGGGGGCCCACAGGGAGGCGGUCAGUAACUUCCUGUUGGCUCUGAACCAACAAAGGACGGAUCAGCGCUGCAGUCAGCAGCAGAUGUCUGCCAACAUCUGGGCUGCCCUGCGGAUCGCCGUCUCCAUGAUGGACCGCCCCGAGCUGAGUCAGGCCGCGGAGGCGGGGGAUCUGGACCUGCUGAUGAGGGCCUUCGACGUGGUCUGACGCGGAGGGUGUCCUGCUGAGGGAUGGAGACUUUAUAGACAUGUUGGAUGUUGACCGCUUGAAACAAAACAGUUCGGAAAUCCUUCGCAGUACAGAACUGCAGGGAAGACGUGUUUCUGUGCAGCAUUCUCCUGUCCAAUGGGAUAAUCUCAGAGUAAAAACAAAAGUUGAGUUCAGCAGAAUAAUGUCCACAGAUUAACACCUCUUUAUGAUUUCUGAACUACAGCACGGUCUCAUGACUUCAGGUCACCACCGCUAAGCUAAAGGAGGCUAAUGUUGGGCUAUAAAGGAACUACAGCACGGUCACAUGACUUCACGUCACCACCGCUAAGCUAAAGGAGGCUAAUGUUGGGCUAUAAAGGAACUACAGCACGGUCACAUGACUUCACUUCACCACCGCUAAGCUAAAGGAGGCUAAUGUUGGGCUAUAAAGGAACUACAGCACGGUCACAUGACUUCACUUCACCACCGCUAAGCUAAAGGCGGCUAAUGUUGGGCUAUAAAGGAACUACAGCACGGUCACAUGACUUCACGUCACCACCGCUAAGCUAAAGGCGGCUAAUGUUGGGCUAUAAAGGAACUACAGCACGGUCACAUGACUUCACGUCACCACCGCUAAGCUAAAGGCGGCUAAUGUUGGGCUAUAAAGGAACUACAGCACGGUCACAUGACUUCACGUCACCACCGCUAAGCUAAAGGAGGCUAAUGUUGGGCUAUAAAGGAACUACAGCACGGUCACAUGACUUCACGUCACCACCGCUAAGCUAAAAGAGGCUAACGUUGAGUCGUCUAAUUUAGACUCUUAUUCACUGACGUAUUUUAUGUGGUGGAACAAAGCGUUAAAGUCUCUUCAGCUUCUGUAAACCUCAGACCUUAUUUCCGGAUAACGACCAGAAACGCAUUCAGUAAGCCAUUGACCUCCAGACCAGGGGACAGGAAGUGAUGAAAUGCUGACUCAUGUCAGGGUUUGGACUCAGCUCUCUGAAAACAGCACAACCAUUUAGCUUCCUGUUUGUAUCUAGCUUGUGCAGGACCUCCGCUCGUCCUUAAAAUAUUUUGAAAGGUCAGGCAUUAAACUGUGCAUGUUAUAGGUCAUGUGACCUUCAUGUGAACGCACACACAGGUCUUUCUUUCAGGGUAGGCUUUUAUUGUGAAACCUCUGCCGGAGCGAGCAUGAGUUUAGGUUAAACAUAUAAAAUCAAAUACUCAACAGUUCUGUAGUUCAGAUGCAUUUAUUCUGUAUUUGAGUUUGAUUCAGUUUAAAUGUCCUUAAAAUAAAACCUGUUUAGGUGCUUAUUGGAGCCCCUUGCAUCUGGUACUAAUCUCUGCGUUAUGUCAGGAUCUAGAUCACAGAUGGAAAAACUUCCUAUGAUUUUUUAUUUUGAAAGUAAACUUUUUUUUUUUUUACUUUUUCUUAAUUUCUCGACAAAAAUCCACUCUUAUAUUUUCCUUCUUUUAUUCCGAAAUGAGGUUUGAACUAUGCAAAACUAAUUGUUAAAAACCGAAGAUAUCUUUUCUCUUAAAUUACAAAAAAUUACAGAAUUUAAUAUCUUUUUUACUCUUGAAAUAUUUGCACAGUGUUUCCGUCUCGUCAGAUUUUUGCUGCCAAACAUCUUUAAAUAUCUCAAAACACCAAAUUUCUGUUUGGUCCCCAACACCGAAAAUAUCCUCCCUUUGAAGUUAGUGUCUCUUAAAGUGUCGCACUUUUUAAAAGAGCUUGAACGUAAUAUUAUUAAUGUUAUUGUUAUUAUAUUUAUUAUUCUGUUGUUUUUAUGGAAGACAUUUUGAUUUUCUGCAUAUUAAAUGUGACUGUUUUUGAUUUUGUAAAUGAAGAUGCUGAUGAUCUAUAUCCUAACCGUUGAUAGCUGCUCACACACACUCACUAAGUGUAGGACAUUAAAGAGGCCCUAUUCAUAUACACCUGAACAUCAGCAGGAGGGGACUCUUUAAAGUAGAGACUCUACAUACUGAUAUACACCUGAACAUCAGCAGGAGGGGACUCUUUAAAGUAGAGACUCUACAUACUGAUAUACACCUGAACAUCAGCAGGAGAGGACUCUUUAAAGUAGAGACUCUACAUACUGAUAUACACCUGAACAUCAGCAGGAGAGGACUCUUUAAAGUAGAGACUCUACAUACUGAUAUACACCUGAACAUCAGCAGGAGAGGACUCUUUAAAGUAGAGACGCUACAUACUGAUAUACACCUGAACAUCAGCAGGAGAGGACUCUUUAAAGUAGAGACACUACAUACUGAUAUACACCUGAACAUCAGCAGGAGAGGACUCUUUAAAGUAGAGACACUACAUACUGAUAUACACCUGAACAUCAGCAGGAGAGGACUCUUUAAAGUAGAGACUCUACAUACUGAUAUACACCUGAACAUCAGCAGGAGGGGACUCUUUAAAGUAGAGACUCUACAUACUGAUAUACACCUGAACAUCAGCAGGAGAGGACUCUUUAAAGUAGAGACACUACAUACUGAUAUACACCUGAACAUCAGCAGGAGAUGACUCUUUAAAGUAGAGACUCUACAUACUGAUAUACACCUGAACAUCAGCAGGAGAGGACUCUUUAAAGUAGAGACUCUACAUACUGAUAUACACCUGAACAUCAGCAGGAGAGGACUCUUUAAAGUAGAGACUGAGGUUUAAAUGUUAAAAACAGUUUUAUUGCGUUUUACUUUUAUUUUGAAGUUCUUUUCUCGGGUGCUUCCUUCCUGUUUUGCUGUCAGUCAGGGUAAUGGAUAUUCUCUCAGCUUGUUUCAGGUUUGAAGUUCCUUUACUGAAUGAUUGACCUUUGUUCUCCCACUGCUAACAAAUACACCUUUCUGCAACAUGUGAUCACACAGCCAGGGCAAUAUUCAGGGAACAACUCAGAAGUCACUCAGUUAAAGUUGUUAAUCCACAUAAAGAAUUCUAGAAUCCGCUCUGAGAUCCUAGAGGAAUAGAGCUGUUUGCAGGGAGUGUUUCUAAUGGGUUAGCCUGGGUUCUCUCACUGUUCCCUCCACAAAUGUUCCUUUUAAUAUGAUUUCUGAGGUGUUCUUGCUCACACAAACCUGGAUGUGUCCUGAAGCUUCUCUGACUCUCAUAAAUAUAAAUCAUGUAAUAAUAUAAAUGAUAGUGUGAAUCCUU
Messenger RNA from Eleginops maclovinus (Patagonian blennie), 5163 nucleotides. It is a transcript of the gene pex5lb, whose product is annotated as peroxisomal biogenesis factor 5-like b. Gene Ontology annotation, biological process: protein import into peroxisome matrix, docking. NCBI's taxonomy places the organism in Eukaryota, Metazoa, Chordata, Actinopteri, Perciformes, Eleginopidae. Gene Ontology annotation, molecular function: protein binding. Gene Ontology annotation, cellular component: cytosol; peroxisomal membrane. The record is from RefSeq and is a predicted model, not a curated record.